AUGAAUGCGUGGCUAACGGACGCCUCCAAUAUUCCCAACCAUGACAAUGGGACAUUCAAUGGAACCAUCGACCCAUCCAUGGCUUUCCUCCAGCCAUCUCCCGCUCCGCAAGAUCCUACCCAAUUCCAGCGCAUGUUUCAAAAUGGAGUUCCUCGCAACGUCUCGCCUGGAUUCCACAAUCCCAACCAGGUGAUACCAUCGAAAAGGCCGAGACCAGAAGAUGGGUUGUCGAUGUCUCCAAGGCAAGCCCCAGGUGGACUGGCAGUGUCACGUUCUCAAACGCCUCAGGUCCCCUUCCCAGGAUAUCAACCUCCGGCAAAUGGAAAUCCCCAAUUCGCACAUCACCCGGCGGCCUAUCAGCAUCUGCAACAGCAACAACAAAGAGGCCCCCUCAACACAUCGCAGUCUCCCGUCCUGCAAGAUUUUGAUCAACACGGCGUGCAGAAGAUGCAGACCUCUUCCCCUAGUCCCUUUUCCCCCGCAGGCCCGGUUGCAAAUCAAAUUUCCACGCCUCAGUCCGACCAAGGAAGUCGUGUCAACACGCCGCAAAACAGUACCUUUAUGCCCGCCCAAAAUUUUCCCCAAGGCAUGCCACCCCAGUUUGCACAAUCAGCUUCCAUGUCUUCAGGCCCAACGCCAGCCUCCAUGCAACCUCAUAUGAACAAUAUGCAGCAGGGAUUUUCACCUCAGGCCAUGGCUGCUCAGCAGCAGCGUCUAUAUCAGAUGCAGUUACAAAACCAAGCUCGCCAAAUGCAAGUCAAUAAUCCUGCAAUGGUAGGGCGACCAUCUGGUACAAUGAACACUAUGGCGGUAAACCCUCAAAUGGCCGCCUUGCGACAGAUGCAGCACAACUUGUCCCAGCAGAAUAUGCCUAAGGCGAAUAGCCCCGAAAUAUUUUUGAAGACUCUGCAAAAAUUCAUGAUGGCCCGUAAUCAGCCUCUGGAUCUUAAUCCAUAUGUCAGCGGUCGACCUAUACAUUUGAUGCAACUUUACGCGACAGUUAUGAAAAUGGGCGGUUCAAAGAAGGUUUCAGCGACUAAUAUGUGGCCGGCCAUUGCUCAGACCCUGCAAUUUCCACAUCAACAAUAUCCGAACGCCGCGCUGGAAGUCCGAGACAUCUACGCGAAAAACCUAGCAAGCUAUGAGCAAGCUAUCAUCAUCAGCAGUCACCAACAAAAACAAAUGGAUAAUAGCAUGCAACAGAAUUCCCUGCAGCGCCAAUCUGCAGACGCCAAUACGAUGCAAUAUCAGCAAUCCCCUGUUAAGCCAGUGCCAGACUUUGAAACGCAAAGUCCUCAGCAGUUUACGCCCUCCCCCCAAGUUAGUGCGACAAUACCAAACAAUAUGCCACCAAGCGCAACGAAUGGCAUCUCAACUUCUCAGCAAUCUCGUCAAGCCAAUCAACAACCGCCUCAACCCCCACAGAAUCCGAGCAGCCAAAGACCGGUAGCUCAACAAGCGCAAAUACCAGUUCCAACUGAUGCAUCCCCAAAGCCGCAAGUCGCGCUGUCUGGAACGGCAGCAAAGCUAUCGGCCGCAGCCACGAUUAAAUCUGCACCAGACUCCGAGUCGGCGCCUUCUAAGAGUGUCAAACACCACAUUGAUCAGACUUUCAAGGCAGCUGUUCUCCCAGAUAAUCACAGGCAUGGACCAGUGGUAGUGGACGAGAUUUAUCAACUUGGAGAAGAGAUCACGAGGUUGAAACCCAACGUACCUUCUUUUGGCGAACUAGGUGUUAUCGACAUUCAUGCUCUAACUAUGAGCUUAAAGUCUGGGAUACAUGCUGAAGUGCGCGUGGCCUUGGAUACUUUGAUGACUUUGUCUUCCGAGGCAGCCGUUCUUUCACUAGAUAAUUGCGAUGAUCUUGUGGAAACAUUAGUGGAUUGUGCGGAAGAGCAGCUCGAUUUACUAGCUGAGAAUGCAGCUGAGGUUUCUGAUGAAAUGCUACUGCCGUCUUAUGAAGAGGUGAUUCGUGGCUGCCACAUAGAGAUGGCAUCACUCUUGGACGUUCAGGAGUUUGGCAGUUUAGGCUAUGAACUUGACCGCGCGGCUGAUAGAGUUCUCUGCAUAACCGCAAUAAUCAGAAACUUUUCGUUCUCAGAAUCAAAUUUCGGCAUUCUAGGCAGUCUUCCCGUCGUCAAGAUGUUCUCCACCAUCAUUCGGUAUUUAGGUACUCGGAACAUGCUUUUACGAACCAACCAAAAUAGUCUGGAAUUUAUGAAAGAUACCGCCACGUAUCUGAGCAAUCUGGCUCAAACGGUUCAUCUGCCUGGGAAGGAAGAGGCAUCUUGCUUGCUUCACUUCCUUCUUUCAUUUGCUCCUUUGCCGGUGCCUACGUUAGGCGUGGACGGAGUAACAUUCACACCAUACAACCCUUCCAUUCACAGAUAUACACCAGCAGCAAUUGACGGCCUUGCCAAGCUCCUUGCUCGAGAUGAACCCAAUCGCAUGUAUUUCAAAGCGAUCUUUGAUGAAGCUAGCUGUUCUCCCCAGAAUGAAUUGCUAACGCGCGCAUUUGCUCUGGCUAUAAGCCCUGUUCCUAACCAGCCACGGAAACCACUAGCAUUUGCAGAUGCUCGCAAAGUCUUUCUCAUGCAAGGACUAUUAGCUGCCGAAAUCCUCACAGGCCUUGCGGACGGAGUUACUGCUCGAACCUGGCUUCAGUCAACCGAUGGCUUCGCCGUCCAUCUUCUACGAUUGUGCUGUCUGCUUAGCACAGAACGGUUGCCCCCUCCUACACACCGCCAUCCACAAGCACGUGGCCAACCGGAUAUGGAAGCUCAUGCUUAUGUAUCCAUCAUAAAUCGAGGGUUGAAUAUCCUUCAAAAAUUGGCAGAGAAGUCUAAGCGGGAGGACUCCGUAACAGGAGCUCCCUUUCCACUAGGCGUGCUACCCAAGCGAGAAAGCCUCUUGGGCGCGUUGUUAACACCGAACUUGGAUCCAGGUGUAGUGAAGCAAUUGAUUGCAUACGCAGGACUUGGGGAGUAA
Molecule: messenger RNA, 2988 nt
Organism: Talaromyces atroroseus
Lineage: Eukaryota; Fungi; Ascomycota; Eurotiomycetes; Eurotiales; Trichocomaceae
Exons: 1
Coding region: 1-2988 (995 amino acids)
Biological process (GO): regulation of transcription by RNA polymerase II
Cellular component (GO): nucleus; SWI/SNF complex
Molecular function (GO): transcription cis-regulatory region binding
Source: RefSeq, a predicted model, not a curated record